UAGCCAUUGAAUUCUGCUGCCAUUCGCCUUAUGACAAUUUCUAUCAGAGAUCAGUGUGUUAUCCGUUCUCAAAUCUGUGUAUAUAUAUCUAGUGUACAUACAUUCUUAUCUGGCAUUGUUCAGAGUGGGACAAUAGCAUGUAAAUGAGUUGCCGACUAACGUUGAAAGAUUAGUCGCGGUUGAGUCCAUCGUGUGGAAAGUUCAGUUACUUUGGCUUGAAGAACCAAGAGAGACUAGCGAAAAGUAAUCAAGCAGAUAUAAUUAAGAAAUAGCAUGGCACCAAAUACCAUGAGGAGACUGUUUCUUAUUAUUUGCAUAACUAUGAUAACCAAUGCAAUAGAAGACAUGGAAUUCUGGCGAAACGUGGCACGUGAUGAGCUCAAAGAAUCUUUGACAUACAGAUGGAAUACAAACACUGCUAAAAAUGUCAUAUUAUUCGUAGGCGAUGGUAUGAGCCCUGAUACUAUAACAGCUAGUAGGAUUUACCAUAGGGGCGAGGAGAGUUAUCUCUCGUGGGAAAAAUUUCCGCACGUUGGUCUUCUGAAGACAUACGACGUUGAUAAGCAAGUGCCUGAUUCUGCGGCGACUGCCACGGCAUUGUUUAGUGGAGUUAAAACUAAUUAUGAAGUUGUCGGUUUGGACGCGAACAUACCAUUGGCUGAUUGCAAGUCAAGUCUGAAUUCUACUUACCACACGGAUACAAUUAUUAGCUGGGCGCAAGAUGCUGGGAAAGCGACGGGUUUUGUUACUACUACAAGGGUGACGCACGCAACUCCUGCUGCUCUCUAUGCACAUUGUCCUGAUCGAAGAUGGGAGUGCGAGGCCAAAGUGCCGAAAACGGCAUCCAACUGUAAAGACAUAGCGAGACAGUUGAUCGAGGAUGAGCCCGGGAAAAAAAUAAAUGUAAUCAUGGGAGGUGGAAGGCAAGUUCUGGUAUCGGAUGUCGUAAAUGGUACCAAUGAUCCUAUAGAUACCUAUGCCUGCUACAGUAAAGAUGGAAGAAAUUUGAUAAGCGAUUGGUCCUCUGAUAAGAAAUUAUUAGGUGCUUCGUAUGCGGUGGUACAAAAUAAUAAAGAACUCAGCGAGGUGGAUACCGAGAACACGGACUUUCUCUUAGGAAUAUUUUCAAAUGGUCAUUUAACCAUGGAUUAUGCAAGGGAUCAAAGCCCAGAAGGUCAACCAAGUCUUGAGGAGAUGACCGUGACAGCGCUUAAAAUUCUACAGAAAUCCAAAACCGGGUACCUACUAAUGGUCGAAGGAGGACUUAUCGAUUUUGCUCAUCACAGAGGUCACGCUGCUCAGGCUCUUCAAGAAACUACAAGAUUUUCAGACGCCAUUAAUGCAACAUUGAGCAUGAUAGAUACCACUGAUACACUUGUCAUUGUCACAAGCGAUCAUACGCAUGCUUUGUCUUUCAAUGGAUAUAGCGAUAGAGGAUCAAACAUUCUUGGUAUCGCACAGAAAUCCAGAUAUGAUGGAAUUCCCUAUACUAUACUCAGCUACAGUACUGGUGGAGUUAACAAUAUGGCCUACAAGAUCGGUGAUCGUGAAGCAGUGAGGAUAAAUGUAUCCUUAUAUAACACUAGUGAUUUCACUUACAGUCAACAAGCUGCGAUUAUUUCCGAUGAAGCUUAUCAUGGAGGUGGCGACGUAGCCGUUUACGCUUUAGGUCCCUAUGCACAUCUGUUUCAUUCAACUCACGAACAGAACUUCGUGGCUCAAGUAAUCGCUUAUGCUGCUAAAAUCGGAGAAUAUGACAGUUCUGCUGCGCACGUGAUAUACAUGAAUAGCAAUAUCUUGUACUUAAUUAUUACUGUAGUUCUAGUUCAGAUUAGUUGGUCUUUAAUAUAGAAAAAAAACCAGAUAAAUGGCACGUGGUGACAUUCGCAAAUAGACCUUAACGAAUCACGUGCUACUCUGAUGCAAUUGAAUGGAUUUAAAAAUUAUCAGUAACAAAAAAAAUUGUGCGCGAUUAGGUGCAGUAAUCGCGCCGGCUAGUUAGAUCAAAUAUAAUAUGUAAUAGUCGAUAAUGCGUUAC
Cephus cinctus (wheat stem sawfly) is the source of this 2038-nucleotide messenger RNA. RefSeq names its product alkaline phosphatase (gene Alp12). Gene Ontology annotation, biological process: dephosphorylation. The record is from RefSeq and is a predicted model, not a curated record. The coding region runs from base 274 to 1851 and encodes 525 amino acids. Lineage: Eukaryota; Metazoa; Arthropoda; Insecta; Hymenoptera; Cephidae. Gene Ontology annotation, molecular function: alkaline phosphatase activity. The transcript is spliced from 8 exons.